AUGCAAACCAUCUUCUCGCGGUCCCUGGUUGGACGGAGCCUGAGGUGGCCCGUCAUUCACACACUCCCUGAGAAGGUGAAGAACAAAGGCUUUGGCUGCGGGUGUUUGGUGGAGUGGAGAGAAGAGCAGAUCGAGCGCUGCAGCCUCACUGCUCACAACAAACCUGUCAGUGACCGGAAGACACCUGGACAUCAAGCCGUGCUCAAUUAA
Knipowitschia caucasica is the source of this 210-nucleotide messenger RNA. The record is from the annotation of a GenBank genome assembly. NCBI's taxonomy places the organism in Eukaryota, Metazoa, Chordata, Actinopteri, Gobiiformes, Gobiidae.